Messenger RNA from Hypoxylon trugodes, 1101 nucleotides. Its product is annotated as UPF0041-domain-containing protein. The transcript is spliced from 3 exons. The coding region runs from base 285 to 695 and encodes 136 amino acids. Gene Ontology annotation, cellular component: mitochondrial inner membrane. Lineage: Eukaryota; Fungi; Ascomycota; Sordariomycetes; Xylariales; Hypoxylaceae. Gene Ontology annotation, biological process: pyruvate import into mitochondria. The record is from RefSeq and is a predicted model, not a curated record.
GCCACCUAUCGGGAAUAAGCAGUAGCAGCUGACAACAGCUGAGUAGUGGUUGGUUAGUGGGCGGGUUCUAAGUAAAUCGAUAAAUGCAGGUGCUUCAGGGCUAAUCCAACAAAUUUGGACCCGCCAAAGCGCCCCCAUUGGAAAAUUUCCAUGGGUUCCGAGUCGGACACCCGACCUUUUCCCUUUCGCCGGCGCGCAACUUCAACUAUACAACAUUUAGUUACUCUUACCUCGCAAACAUUACUACCGCCUCUUGCGAAUUGAUACCCCGGUGACUGAACAAGAUGGCCGCUUUUGUUAAAGCAAUCAAUGCCAAAAUUCGGUCGAACCCGACCGUGAGCUACUUCUGCUCUACACACUUUUGGGGGCCUGCGUCGAAUUUCGGUAUUCCAGUGGCCGCUGUGAUGGAUGCGCGGAAAUCGCCUGAACUGAUCUCCGGCCAAAUGACCUUUGCUCUCGUAAUCUACUCAGCAACGUUCAUGCGAUACGCUCUCGCCGUAACACCUAAGAACUACCUCCUCUUCGCCUGCCACUUCAUCAACGAGGGCUCGCAGAUAACGCAAGGAUACCGAUACCUGCAAUGGCACCACUGGGGUGGUAAAGAGAAGGCAGGCGUCCUAGGCGCCGUCGAAGGAGCGAAAGAAAACGCCGCCGCCGCCGCCAGCGAUAAGAUCAAGCAAGUUGCCUCAAAAUAAAAUGGUUCACGGAUACGUGGUGUUCAUGGCGUCAGCUAUUUCUCUUGUGCAGCCUGUCACCGGGGACAAUGUGCAUUCAACAACAAAAAGGGAUCGCAAGUUUGCGUAUAGAGUGAUCUCGACGUCUUUGGCGGAAGAGUCGAGGGGAUGGUCUAGAUGGGACUAUGCCUUUUUUUACCUGGGGGCAUGAGGUAGUGCAAUGGCUUUGUACUUAUACUGCAUUAACUGGCAUAUUGGGUUGUUGCGUGAUAACCUCCUGAAUUAGAAAGUCUGUUUGUUUUGAUCAUGCUAGUUUAUUGGUGCCUUUAUGCGAGGAGUGAUACUUGCAACACUUACGGGUUUCUCCUAGCCUGGGGGUACGCCUAGACAUAAUUAACAUGCAGCAAAAAUAACAGUGAUCUAUUGA